AUGACACAUUGUCAGACCAUAAAACGCUCAGUCCAUCUUUUUAAUCUUGAUCCUGCCGCCGAGCGAUUUGAAUAUGAACCAUCGAUAGGUAUCUUUUUACCACAACUCGUCUCAAUCGGUCUUUCAUUACAUGUUAUGAUUGGCAAACCCAUUGAUCUGUUUUCCAUCUUUGAAAAUGUACAAGAUAUUCGUGAACUAAUAACUCUUGAAGAUGUAAUGGAUGAACUUCACUAUGGUCCAAACGGCGGUCUAAUUUACUGCUUAGAGUUUCUUCUUAAUAAUAUAGACUGGCUUGAAGACGAACUCGGUGAAUACUAUGAUGAUUAUCUCAUAAUCGACUGUCCUGGUCAGAUCGAAUUAUAUACUCAUUUUCCUAUAAUACGUCGAUUGUGCGAGUGUUUGCAGAGGAUGAACUUUAGUAUUUGUGGGGUAUAUUUAUUGGAGAGUCAGUUCAUAGAAGACAAGUCAAAGUUCUUUGCUGGGGUGCUUAGUGCUAUGUCGGCUAUGAUUAGUCUAGAAAUACCGCAUAUUAAUGUUAUGAGUAAGAUGGAUCUGUUGGGGGACGUGAAUAACCAGAUGAUGGAGAGAUAUUUUGAUCCAGAUCCCUUGCUUCUUCUUGAAGAAGUAAAUAGAAAUACAAACACCAGAUAUCAUAGCCUAAAUGAAGCCAUCGCACAAUUGGUUGAUGACUAUAAUAUGGUCAGUUUUCUACCAUUGAACAUUCGGGAUGAGGAUUCGGUUGCUUCAAUAUUAUCUCAUAUCGAUAAUGCAACGCAGUACGGGGAAGAUCAGGAACCAACUGAACCGAAAGAUGAAUACGACGAAAAUGAAUGA
This is a messenger RNA of Paraglomus brasilianum, 834 nucleotides long. NCBI's taxonomy places the organism in Eukaryota, Fungi, Glomeromycota, Glomeromycetes, Paraglomerales, Paraglomeraceae. The record is from the annotation of a GenBank genome assembly.